CGUGGCCGUGAAUGAGCGCGGGGGGCGGGAGCGGAGCGGGCGGGCGGGCACCGCGCUCCCUCCGCGCUCCUCCGCGCUCCCGCAGCGCCGCGCCCCACAAAAGUGCGGGGCCGCCGCGGCCCGCCCCAGCCCAGCCGCCGCCCGGGCCGAGGGGGCGCGGAGCAGCCGCCGAGCCCCGCCGCCCCGCUGCGGGGGGCGCUGCGCCGCGCCGGGCUGGGGUUUUUAUUUCCAAUUUUUGAUCGCAGCUGCAUUUCCCUCCCCCCGCCCCCCCGCGCCGAGGAGGAGCCCCGGCUUUAUGUGGUGCUGCCCGGAGAGCGCUCGGCGGCCGUGAAGUUCUUUGUGUCGCCGUCGCCGCCUUCUUUUUUUUCUUCUCAUUUUCUUUUUUUUUUUUUUUUUAAAUGUAUAACUUCAUGGGUCUGAACAGCACGGCCGUAGCUAUUCAGCCCAAUGUGUCCUGCACAUGCAACUGCAAAAGGUCUUUGUUCCAGAGCAUGGAGAUCAGCACUGAAUGUUUAGGUCGCACCUUUCCAGGUAAACUGGCGGAGUUGGAGUUUGUACAGAUAAUCAUAAUCGUGGUGGUGAUGAUGGUGAUGGUGGUGGUGAUCACAUGUCUGCUGAACCACUACAAACUCUCUGCGCGAUCCUUCAUCAGCCGGCACAGCCAGGGGAGGCGGAGAGAUGAAAACCUCUCAUCAGAGGGGAGCCUGUGGCCUUCGGAGAGCACCAUGUCGGGGAAUGGAAUAGCAGAGCAGCAAAUCUACACCCCGAGACCCGGUGACCGCCUGGCAGUGCCGUCCUUUCUGCAGAGGGACCGCUUUAACAGGUUCCAGCCGACCUACCCCUACAUGCAGCAUGAGAUCGACUUGCCACCCACCAUCUCGCUGUCGGACGGCGAGGAGCCCCCUCCGUACCAGGGACCCUGCACGCUGCAGCUGCGGGACCCCGAGCAGCAGAUGGAGCUCAACAGGGAGUCAGUCCGGGCCCCCCCCAACAGAACCAUCUUUGACAGUGACUUGAUAGAUAACUCUGUGUACGGGGGGCCGUGCCCCCCCAGCAGUAACUCUGGGAUCAGUGCAACCUGCUAUGGGAGCAACGGUAGGAUGGAGGGACCGCCGCCAACCUACAGCGAGGUGAUAGGGCACUACCCCGGGUCGACUUUUUACCAGCACCAGCAGAACAACGGGAUGCCCUCCCUCUUGGAGGGCAGCAGACUCCAUCAUUCACAAAUCAAUGGCCUUGAGAGCACAACUGCGUGGAACAAAGAGAAAGAGAAACAAAAAGGGCAUCCCUUUUAAAAAAAAAAAAAAAAAAAAAAAAAAAAAAAGCAAGAAAGUAAAUGAAACACACUGCACUUCUCGUUAAAAGAAAAAGGGGAGAGUGAGUGAGUUGAGGAAGAUGAGCAAAGGAAAAAAAAAAAAGAAAGCCCUUCCCCAUCUCUCCAUGUAUAAAUAUUUACUUGUUAUGUCUGGUCUGAAUGCACAAGCGUACCAAGCUUGCAAAAACAUUUCUUUAUUGAGCUGUGUCUAGACUUUAAAAUGGAAAAAAAACCCACACCAACUGUAGUCCUUUUUUGUUUGUUUGUUUCUAGUUGAGCUGUGUGUGAAUGCUUUUUCUUUUGUUUAUUUCACUUAUCUUUAAAGACAAAAUAUUUGCACAAAAACAUUUUGUUUAAAGAUCUGCAAUAUAAAUAUAUAAAUAUAUAUUAAAAAUAAGAGAAAGUGUAUGUGUAAGGAGCGGGAGUAUUUUUGUAUUAGAAGAGGCCUAUUCACAAAAAAAAAAGUUGUUUUCUGAACUAGAAGAAAAAUGGCAAUUUUUUGAGUGCCAACUCAAAAAACGUGUAUUACAUUGUAAAAAAAAACAAAAAAAAAAAAAACAAAAAAAAAUCAAAAGCAGGGGUUUAGAGUUAUUUAUAUAAAUGUUGAAAUUUUGCACUAUUUUUUAAUAUAAAUAUGUCAGUGCUUGUGUUGGUCAAAGCCUCUAUCAUGUCUACCAUGAACCUGUUAAGGGAUCUGUGUUGAAGUGAAGAACAAAGUAGCUGGAAGGGGGUGGAAAACGCUGAAGUGGAGAUGCCAGCCCGGGGAGGAGCGGUGAGCGAGACUGCAUCUUAUGCAAAUCCGUAAUUUCCAGAGUCCUUGCGCGUGGCCACCAACAGUCACGGCUCUAUACAUUCCCUACAAAGCAAGAGGAGUCGGUGUGUAUGUGUAUGUUAUCUGGUAGGAUUAUUGGAGUAAAAAGGUAAAAUGAAAACUCCCUGCUUCUAAGAGUCAGUAGCGACUGAAGCAGGCAAAAAUUACUUGAUUUUUUUUUUUUUUUUUUUUCUUCUGGACAGCCUCUAACCUUUUGCGGGGGGUGAGAAUAAACUUCUGUGUCUGAAGGAACAAAGUGGUUUUUGGUUCAUUUCUUUCAAUGUUCAAUUGAAGGGCCAUAUUUGAAGCUAAAGCAGUGAUUAUGGAAGUUCAUCUGAGUAAAUGAUAAUGUACCCACCAGCGGCCUUUCAGCUGGGCUUUAAAUAUCUCAUUGAAAGUACGAGCUGAAAAGUGUGGUUGGUGGUGGUGAAAGUAAUUUUCCUUUUGUAUUAACCUCCCAAACCUCUGCUUGGGAUAAAUGGGUGCAGCCAUGUCUCGCAGCUCCGCCAUCCCCUGGGCUGCCUCUGGUCUCUGCUAUUUUUUACUUUAUUAUCCUAGCUAAAGAGGCAUCAGAUACAGUAGGUGGAAAUGAAUCUGCUCCUGUGAUGUAUUAAUUAAAGUCUAAAGAAAUAUGCUUAACACUUUAGAAGCAAACCCCUUUUACCUCUUCUGAAGAUGUCCUCAUCCACAGCAGCACGGUCCCUCCUGCCCGCUGGGCAUUCUGUGACUUUAAUUUAUCUUGGUUUCGGAAGCGUUUUGUCUUACUAUGCUAUUGUUUACAUUUUUAUAUUGUGUAGGUGUCUGGUAUGUGUUUUACCCUCACAGUGAAUUUGUAUGUGACGGAGUGAGCAAGUGAGGAACCUGAGUGCGCGCGUGAGAGAAAGCAAAAGGGAAGAACCUGUUCUCGGCCCCAUCUCUCCGAGCGCGAGGAAGGGUCGGUAGGGCAACCACGGAGCGCGAAGAUUUUUACAAGGAGGUGUGAUUUAAUUUUCUGUAGGAUGCUAUCUAGUAGAGUGACAUAAAUGAAAGAUAUAAAGGCAAUAACUAUCGUUUUUAAGCAACUUUUCUAUUACUUGAAAAAAACCACAAAAACCACGAGAACGGUUUUGAAGUUCUGACCAUUUGAACAAUAUUUAUAUUUUAAAGAUGAUGAUGAAUAGCUGAACUUGAAGUUUGAUCAUUAUUUUUUGCUUUUUUUAUUUUCUCCUAGAAAUAGUCCUGUACCUUCUCAAUAUUUCAGACUGCUUUUCCACAGCUCUUGAAAUCUUCAUAGCUUUACAGUCAUGUAACCUAAAUUUUGAUGACCUAAAAAAAAAAAAAGCCACAAAAAAAAGUAAUGCAAAGGAAUAAUCUAGUUUGUCAUGAAAGGUACAAAACUGAUGAAUUUAUACGAGUUUUUAAUAUGUAUCUUUCCUUUAUGUAACGUGUCUAUUUAGUGCCUUAUUAAAAAAAUGGUAACCCUCCCUUUUUAGAGAGGGGAAGACAAAAUCAUCGUUAGCGUCACAAGUAACCAGUGUCUGGUCUCUUGCUCCUUUGGACCUUGCAUUCAGUUUUGUGGUCCCUCCUUUCCCGGCAGCGCUGCCCGCGCCCUGGAGACCCUGAGAGCCCUGCACCAGUGGCUGCCUCUCCGCUGUCUCCCGCUGUUCUGAGCGAGCUCCAACUCAGCGAUGCCCAUUGUCCUGCCGGGGAGGUAGGAGACUGCGGUGGAUAUUGUAAAUGAGAUACCAACCAAAAGAGAAACCGAAAUAUAAUAUCUGCUGCCCUCUUGAGCCAAAACGUGUGAAUCGUGGUGUUGGGGUUGGGUUUUUUGGGGAGCUCGGGGUGGGGGGUGGUGUUCUGUGAUCUGAACUGCUUUGUUUGCUACAAAAAAAAAAAUGGUUACCUCCGCAGGUUUUGGGUGGAAUAUGCAUCACACAUUUAAAACUGAGCAGUGAAUAAGGAGGUGUCAUGGGGACCAGAAGUUGUUAAAUAAUGGGUUUGUCUUGUCACGUGCCGCCUUGUCAUGGCCACCAAACCCCACAGAGAAGUCAGGGAGGUGGGCAGGAUCUGGAAAGGCACAGAGGGGUAGUGGGGGAGGGUCUAAAAAUGCAGUGCAAUUAAACCCAGCUCUCACGGUUUGAAGUCCUCAGAAUUUCAAUCUAUUCUCUAGGGUUUUUUCCCUACUUUUUUUCUCUCUUUCCCUAAUCCAUUUCCAGUGUGAGUUUUUAUUUCUCAAACAUCACCUUAGGCAUCUGCAGUUGAGUGACCAGUUUGUUGAGUUCCUGCAUCCAGUUUCAUUUACCGCUUUCUCUAGUUCGGUGAACUUAAUGAGUGUGAAAUGGGGUGGCUCAUCAACACCAAAUUUCUGUUGCAAAUUAUGCCUUUCAGUCCAUGCUGUGCACAAAAACCAAGCUGCCACCUUCACCACUGCUGGUGCAGGUCCCCUGGGUGGGGGGAGCCCUGGGUCCCAGGCAGUGGGUGCAACUUGAGUCCGCCUCGACGGAGCCAGGUUGUCACCUUUUGUCUUUCUUUUGUCCAUCCCUCUGCUUUGCAGUCCGAAGAACUGUAUUUCAAGCGCAGAUAUCAGAUCUAGGGCCCAGAUCAACUCCAAGUUCUGAAUGGGUGUUUAGAAAUAAUGGUCUGUUCUUUUUUAUUAUUAUUAUUGUUGUUGUUGUUGUCAUUAUUGUUAUUAUUAUUAUUACUAUUUAAUGUUACUUUUGGCCUCGGGGUCCAUUUCUUCCCAAUUCCCACAUCCCGUAUUGCCACCAAGGCAGAGAACUUGCUUUGCACACCCUUGCUGGUGUCUCCACUCGUUUCCUUCUGGCCUUCACGCAGCUCAGGAGAGAACUGCGCUAGAAGCUGGACUGCAGUCCUGCUCCGGAGGAGUCUCUAGCGUCUUGCAGCUGCCAGCAGAUUCAGGCCCCUUAAGAAUGAAGAAAGAAGGCAUUGCUAAUGCUUAGCAACCUCCUGUCCUAGCCUGCCCUUUUGCUCAAAGUUUUAGGAGUCACGUUAGCUUUUAAAGGGGUUGUUAAUCCUACAGAGUUUCUUACCUUACAGUAUGGCAAACAGCACCCUUGAAGAGCCCCCAGAUCUUAAGGGCCUGGAAUGGGAACGUGGCUUUGUCGAUCAGGAUGGUGAGGAAGGGUGGGUUUCGUUUGGGGCUGACGCUGGUACAACUUGUGUUCCCUUCACAGCCCUCCAUUUCACCGGUUUGAAGAUUCAGCUUUACUAAUCUCGUGCGUUGUUUCCAUAAGUGUUGCGAAAUUAAUUCUAUCUCAAGUGGGGGUAUAAGGAAAUCCAGUUGCUUUCUGGAGAAUCACCCUUUUGUGUGUGUACUGAACUAUAAAAUUGCACUAACUGCUAUCUUAAAAAAUAAAGAAAUAAAAGCCCAACAUUUUUACUAAGGAUCGGGAAAAGACUGAAUCCAGGUGUAGCGUUAGCAGUGCUAGGCGAGAACAGAAUGAAUUUUUAAUCUCUUCUGUAUUGCUCAGAGAUUUUUCUAUAUACAACACAAAGCUACAAAAAACAAAAAGUUUUCCAGAAACCGCGCUUCAGAUUUUUGCUGUACUAUAGAAGCUCAUGAAGGACAACAUUAAAGUCCUAAUUUGCCUGCCUUAUAGACACAUUUCAUUGUAUUAAUAUUUUCUUAAACUUCCAGUUGCAUUGCUUUGGCUUCGGAGUUUGUUAUAGGCAGUCCUGUAUCCUGAGUUCUGUUCAAGUUUAAACUUAUAUAAACUGUUGACAGCACAUGCAAUGCAGUACUUAUCUAUAUUUUGCUGUUUUAGUAUGAAUAUGUACUCUGAUGCCAAUUUACAAAAUCUGUUGUAAACGCUUAUUGUGUAACAGUAACCGAUAGUGGCAAUUAUAUGUCAUUCUAAAAGCUGCAAUACUUAUACAAUAAAUUUUACAAUACUUUGGAAAAUUUGCCUUCACCUUUUGCUUUGUUACCCAAAAAUCAGAGUUUGCCAACACAAUGUAAUUUCAAAAGCUCUUCCUAUUUUCUUUACAAAUAUUGGAAAAUCAAUUUUCUCAGUUUUUGAUAUUUGUGUGGUUUCCCCCCUUCCUUGUUAAGUAGCCUUCUGAAUAACAGGCCAACCUCUGUAUUGCCACCACAUGUUUCUUCCCGUGAAGCUGUAGCUGGUUCCCAGUGUAUUUGCAUGCUCGGUCCAUGUGUACACAUGUGUGCGUGUACAAUUCUCUUUUCUUUUGAGUAGAUCAGGUGUCACAGCUUAAAUCCCAGAAGAAGCAUUCCUGGUUUACACCAGUAUGUCCAACACUUGCGAUUCUGCCUUUCAGCCAAGAACAUCACCGAUGGUCAGAAGGUCUUAACUUGAAUAACCGUCAGUCAACAAGAACUGUGUAGAUUGACGCGAAUCCUAAGCACAGAUAAUUUGUGUGACUUUCCUUUCUGAGACUGUGGUCAAAUUGCAGUGAUCACAUUAAAAUGAUUGAAAACUUAA
This is a messenger RNA of Chroicocephalus ridibundus (black-headed gull), 6565 nucleotides long. It is a transcript of the gene PMEPA1, whose product is annotated as prostate transmembrane protein, androgen induced 1. The transcript has 5 exons. Bases 399 to 1295 code for a protein of 298 amino acids. Gene Ontology annotation, biological process: negative regulation of transforming growth factor beta receptor signaling pathway. Gene Ontology annotation, molecular function: R-SMAD binding. NCBI's taxonomy places the organism in Eukaryota, Metazoa, Chordata, Aves, Charadriiformes, Laridae. Gene Ontology annotation, cellular component: early endosome membrane; Golgi membrane. The record is from RefSeq and is a predicted model, not a curated record.